CAAAUUUGUGUCAAUUAUUUAUUGUUGAUGAACUUAUUUACCAUAAUUCCAAAAAUAUAACAAUACAGUUGUUUGUCAGUGGCUCUAUUUCUUGAUUAUUUAUAAAGUUGAAGAAUAAUGGUUCGACCAACAGGUCUAUUACAACAAGUCACCAAGGCGAAUUUACCUUAUUGGAAAAAGAAUCCUCAUUUAGACAAAAUGAUCCGCGUAGACCACGCAGGCGAGCUAGGCGCGGAUAGGAUAUACGCAGGCCAAAUGGCUGUCCUAGGCUCCACAGCCGAAGGUCCCUUGAUAAAGCAUAUGUGGGAGCAGGAGAAAAGACACCGAGAGAAGUUUGAGCAGCUUAUCAACGACUACAGAGUACGGCCUACUGCGCUCACACCAAUAUGGAAUAUAGCUGGUUUUGUACUUGGGGCUGGUACAGCACUUCUAGGCAAAGAAGCUGCAAUGGCAUGCACGGUAGCAGUAGAAACAGUCAUAGUCGACCAUUACAACGACCAGCUUCGAACGCUUAUGGAGGACCCCAACAUAGAUAAGGACAUCCUUGAUACCAUCACAAAGUUCCGUGAUGAGGAACAGGAGCACCACGACACUGGUAUCGACCACGGGGCCGAGCAAGCGCCGUUUUAUAAAGCUCUCACUGAAGUUAUCAAAACGGGGUGCAAAGUGGCCAUAGAGAUUUCGAAACGAGUAUAGACAAUAAUGUUCUCAUAAGGGUCGGCAACGCACGUGAUACCCCUAGUGUUUCAGGCGUCCAUAGGCUACGGUAACCGUUUACCAACAGAUGUGCUGUAUGCUUGUUUGCCAAUGUCGUAAUAUACAAAAGAAAUGUUAUGCAUAAUGAAUAUGUACUAUAUUUUGAGAAUAAAUUGUUAGUUAUUUAA
Messenger RNA from Achroia grisella, 884 nucleotides. RefSeq names its product 5-demethoxyubiquinone hydroxylase, mitochondrial (gene Coq7). The record is from RefSeq and is a predicted model, not a curated record. NCBI's taxonomy places the organism in Eukaryota, Metazoa, Arthropoda, Insecta, Lepidoptera, Pyralidae. Gene Ontology annotation, cellular component: nucleus; mitochondrial inner membrane. The coding region runs from base 118 to 696 and encodes 192 amino acids. Gene Ontology annotation, molecular function: 3-demethoxyubiquinol 3-hydroxylase activity. Gene Ontology annotation, biological process: regulation of gene expression; ubiquinone biosynthetic process; regulation of reactive oxygen species metabolic process. The transcript has 4 exons.